This is a messenger RNA of Cercocebus atys (sooty mangabey), 4187 nucleotides long. It is a transcript of the gene IPO13, whose product is annotated as importin 13. NCBI's taxonomy places the organism in Eukaryota, Metazoa, Chordata, Mammalia, Primates, Cercopithecidae. Gene Ontology annotation, cellular component: nuclear membrane; cytoplasm. The record is from RefSeq and is a predicted model, not a curated record. The coding region runs from base 889 to 3849 and encodes 986 amino acids. Gene Ontology annotation, molecular function: small GTPase binding. The transcript has 20 exons. Gene Ontology annotation, biological process: protein import into nucleus.
GCGGGGGCCUGGGGCGGCGUGCCACUCCACCGCCUGCUCAGGGGAGCGCGGACUGGCGCGAGGACAAGGCUAAAGACCCGGAAUGAGUUUCCGCGCAGUUCCGCUGGGCCGUGCCGGGCGGUGCCGGGCCGUGCCGAGCCAGAACUGGCGAGAGUGGGGGGCCUGAGUUGCGGUGCCGGGGACAGGCGCUCGGGGCAGCCCGCGCCUUGCCGAGGUCCCUGCCCCGUCCCGGCCGGGCGGGCUUGUCUGUCAGUCACUGGGGCGGAGGCAGCGGCGGUAGCUGGGCUGUAGCGGGGCGGUGAGAACAGCGCGGGCCAGGCCGAACGGAAGGGACCUGCCACAGCCCCUCAACUCCACGGACUCUUCGCCCCAGACUCGCGGAGCUGCAUCUCCGCGCUUCGUCGGACGCCUCCGUAACCACGAAGGGCUCUCUCCCCCGUGACCCUCCAGCCCCAUGACCUCUUCAUAGCACCCGAGAGCUCACCCAGGCGGGGGUGUUGUGGGUACAGGCCAUCGACCUUGUGACCCCUCAAGAGCCAGGGACUUGGUUUCUCCCGCAGGCCUCCCUCCCCAGUGACUCCCUCCACACAGAUUCUGGGGACAGAGCUGUUACCUACCACUAGGAUCCCUGCCUGAGAGCUCCUCGUUGACGGCUCCCUCCUCGGAGUCCCUUUCAUUGGGUCUCCUAAGAGCACCCCUUUUGGCCUCUGGCAAGCCUCCCACCCCCAAACGAGGUGGGGAGGCCUCGGCAGCCAUGCCCGCCCUGGGCUCCCCCUCACCCCACCACUCCCUGGGCACCCAAGCCGGGGUCUAGCAGGGGGCCAGCAGCCAAGGGGCUGGGGCAGGAGACAGAUCAGGGCCCACCUCCCUGCCAGGGAGGGAGCAAAGAUGGAGCGGCGGGAGGAGCAGCCGGGGGCUGCAGGGGCUGGAGCAGCACCAGCCUUGGACUUCACUGUGGAGAACGUGGAGAAGGCGCUGCACCAGCUCUACUAUGACCCCAACAUUGAGAACAAGAACCUGGCUCAGAAGUGGCUGAUGCAGGCCCAGGUCUCCCCACAGGCCUGGCACUUCAGCUGGCAGCUACUGCAACCUGACAAGGUACCAGAGAUCCAGUACUUUGGGGCCAGUGCUCUUCACAUCAAGAUCUCUCGCUACUGGAGUGACAUCCCCACUGACCAGUAUGAAAGCCUAAAGGCACAGCUCUUCACCCAGAUCACCCGCUUUGCCAGUGGCUCCAAGAUUGUACUGACUCGGCUGUGCGUGGCACUGGCCUCACUGGCUCUCAGCAUGAUGCCUGACGCUUGGCCAUGUGCUGUGGCAGAUAUGGUACGACUCUUCCAGGCUGAGGACUCACCAGUGGAUGGCCAGGGUCGCUGCCUAGCCCUGCUAGAGCUACUGACAGUGCUGCCUGAGGAGUUCCAGACCAGCCGCCUACCCCAGUACCGCAAAGGCCUGGUGCGGACCAGCCUGGCGGUGGAAUGUGGGGCUGUCUUCCCGCUGCUGGAGCAACUACUACAGCAGCCCAGCUCACCCAGCUGUGUGCGUCAGAAGGUGCUCAAGUGUUUCUCCAGCUGGGUGCAGCUGGAGGUGCCACUGCAGGACUGUGAGGCGCUCAUUCAGGCUGCCUUCGCUGCUCUGCAGGACUCGGAGCUCUUCGACAGCAGUGUGGAGGCCAUUGUGAAUGCCAUCUCACAGCCUGAUGCCCAGAGGUACGUGAACACGCUCCUGAAGCUCAUCCCGCUGGUGCUGGGUCUGCAGGAACAACUGCGGCAGGCAGUGCAGAACGGGGACAUGGAGACCUCCCAUGGCAUCUGUCGCAUUGCUGUGGCCCUGGGCGAGAACCACUCCCGGGCCUUGCUGGACCAAGUAGAGCACUGGCAGAGUUUCCUGGCACUUGUCAACAUGAUUAUGUUCUGCACAGGCAUCCCUGGCCACUAUCCGGUCAAUGAGACCACCAGCUCCCUAACCCUCACCUUCUGGUACACGCUGCAGGAUGAUAUUCUAUCCUUUGAGGCAGAGAAGCAGGCUGUAUACCAGCAGGUGUACCGGCCAGUCUACUUCCAGCUGGUGGAUGUGCUUCUGCACAAGGCCCAGUUCCCUUCUGAUGAGGAAUAUGGAUUCUGGUCCUCAGACGAGAAGGAGCAGUUCCGAAUUUACAGGGUGGACAUCUCAGACACGCUCAUGUAUGUCUAUGAGAUGUUGGGGGCCGAGCUGCUCAGCAACCUCUAUGACAAGCUGGGUCGUUUGCUCACCAGCUCAGAGGAGCCCUACUCCUGGCAGCACACAGAGGCCCUCCUCUACGGCUUCCAAUCCAUCGCAGAGACCAUUGACGUCAACUAUUCUGAUGUGGUGCCUGGGCUCAUUGGCCUCAUCCCACGGAUCAGCAUCAGCAACGUGCAGCUGGCAGACACUGUCAUGUUCACCAUUGGAGCUCUGUCUGAAUGGCUGGCUGACCACCCCGUCAUGAUCAACAGUGUUCUGCCCCUGGUACUGCAUGCCCUAGGCAAUCCUGAGCUCUCUGUCUCUUCUGUGUCUACCCUCAAGAAGAUCUGCCGAGAGUGCAAGUAUGACCUGCCUCCCUAUGCUGCCAACAUCGUGGCCGUGUCCCAGGAUGUGCUGAUGAAACAGAUCCACAAGAGGCCCGUUUUCCUUCUUACCCCACAACUAGAUGUGGCCAGGACUGACCAUCCAUGUUCUGCCCCACAGACAAGCCAGUGCAUGUGGCUGAUGCAGGCGCUGGGCUUCCUGCUGUCAGCUCUUCAAGUGGAGGAGAUUCUUAAGAACCUGCACUCGCUUAUCUCACCCUAUAUCCAGCAACUGGAGAAGCUGGCAGAGGAGAUACCCAAUCCCUCCAACAAGCUGGCCAUUGUUCACAUCUUGGGGCUUCUCUCCAACCUCUUCACCACAUUGGACAUCAGUCAUCAUGAGGAUGAUCACGAAGGCCCUGAGCUUCGGAAGCUGCCAGUGCCACAGGGACCCAACCCCGUGGUGGUGGUGCUGCAGCAGGUCUUCCAGCUUAUCCAGAAGGUGCUGAGCAAAUGGUUGAAUGAUGCCCAGGUUGUGGAGGCGGUGUGCGCUAUCUUUGAGAAGUCUGUUAAGACGCUGCUGGAUGACUUUGCCCCCAUGGUGCCACAGCUGUGUGAGAUGCUGGGUCGGAUGUACAGCACCAUCCCCCAGGCCUCUGCUCUUGACCUCACUCGACAGCUGGUCCACAUCUUUGCUCAUGAGCCUGCCCACUUUCCCCCAAUUGAGGCCCUCUUCCUGCUCGUCACCUCCGUCACACUCACUCUCUUCCAGCAAGGGCCCAGGGAUCAUCCUGAUAUUGUUGAUUCAUUUAUGCAACUCCUGGCACAGGCUCUGAAGCGGAAGCCAGAUUUGUUCCUGUGUGAACGAUUGGAUGUCAAAGCUGUGUUCCAGUGUGCUGUGCUGGCCCUCAAGUUCCCUGAGGCACCUACUGUCAAGGCCUCCUGUGGCUUCUUUACAGAGCUGCUGCCUCGGUGUGGGGAAGUAGAGUCUGUGGGAAAGGUGGUACAGGAAGACGGUCGUAUGCUGCUCAUAGCAGUGCUGGAGGCCAUUGGGGGCCAGGCCUCCCGCAGCCUCAUGGACUGCUUUGCCGACAUCCUGUUCGCCCUGAACAAGCACUGCUUCAGCCUCCUGAGCAUGUGGAUCAAGGAGGCCCUGCAGCCACCUGGUUUUCCCUCUGCCCGCCUCAGCCCUGAACAGAAGGAUACCUUCAGCCAGCAGAUCCUUCGCGAGCGAGUGAACAAGAGGCGGGUGAAGGAGAUGGUGAAGGAGUUCACACUGCUGUGCCGGGGUCUCCAUGGCACAGAUUACACAGCUGACUACUGAGGGGUGCCCCCAUCCCACCCACCCCUUCUCUUCACCCUUCCCUAUCCCCAAAGAGUAAACCUGGACCCUCACUGCUGUCUCUGCCUCCUUUCUGCUGCCACCACCACCUAACUGAAAGCCUGGGUCCAGAAGGCCUGGGGGAAGGAUGGGAGGAUGCUUGGACCAGGCCUGAGAGGGAACAGUAGGAACACCCUCUAGCUCCCAGGUUGGAAGAGAUAUUGCUGUAGCCAAGACACCUAGGCUGGAGCCCUUCAGAAUACUGCCAUUGCCCUUGGGGUGGGGUGGUUGCACUAGUGUCAUCAACCCCGCCAUCCCCAUUAAAUUAGUCCCAACAUGCA